Molecule: messenger RNA, 3105 nt
Organism: Centrocercus urophasianus (Greater sage-grouse)
Lineage: Eukaryota; Metazoa; Chordata; Aves; Galliformes; Phasianidae
Gene: CHCHD7
Product: coiled-coil-helix-coiled-coil-helix domain containing 7
Exons: 4
Coding region: 154-408 (84 amino acids)
Source: RefSeq, a predicted model, not a curated record
GCCGCGAGGCCGGGAGCGGGGUAGGCUGCGCCCGUACUUAAGCGCUCUGCCCGAGCCGCUGACGUCUUUCGAAUUGGAGACGGGGCCGUUCCCCUCCCGCCUCGGGCUCCCGCGGACGCGGCCGGGAACGGAGCCAGGGUACGAGUGUCUAGAAUGCCCAAGUAUGCACAGCAGCUUAGAGAUCAUGACAGAAAUCCUUGCAUAGCGGAAACAGAUGCCUCUAGAAAAUGUAUGGAUGACAACAACUAUAAAAAGGAUAUGUGUACUGAUUAUUUUUUGAAGUACAAAAACUGCAGAAAAUUCUGGCAUGACAUUAUGAUGCAAAGGAAAAGAAAUGGUGUGAAACCGGAGAUGCCCUCAGCAGAAGAGAGAAAGAAAAUCUUGGAAUCGGUAGAGAAGCCAUACUGACUACAAACUUGCGUUGUUUUACUGUUUUCACUGUACAUACGAAGACUUAACAGCAGCAGGUUGCCCUCUUGUAAACUGGACUUCACUGUUGCCGUAGCUUGGAUUAAAGUAAGCUCCUAAAUUUUGAAGUGUGAGCUUUCUAAGAUAGGACUAGUUCUAUUUUUACUCUUCCUCAUUGGUGUUUAGUGUCUCACUAGAAGACGUGGGUACCAACACAGCUUGUCCAGACACCUUGGAAGUAGAAGCUAGCAUGCUUUGAAACGCUAAAUGCUGUGAAAUAGUAAAGGCUCCUAAGAUUUGCAAUUCUAAGUUCCAACUUUUCUAAUAGUUGUAAGUUUUAAGGGCUGUGUAUGUUUAGAAAGACUAGUAGAGGACUGGUAUGUGCAAAAUCUCUUGUAUGUAGCUAUUCUGACUAAUAUUCUAAGCUUAUCAUGGGUAGUCCUGUCACUGUUUUCAUGUGUUGUUUUCAGUGUCCCUUCUUUAAAUAACAGUAUUCAUGAACUAAAAUCCCAAUUCCAGCAAGCUGUCAGUAAGAUUACAGCUCUUCAUUGAUGUAAGCAGAAGGUUGCUAUAAAUCAGAUGUCCAGGCUUUGCUUGGUACAAGGUUAGAGAGGUUGGUGAAGAUGAAACUGAACUAGUCUCAGCUGAAUAGUACCUUUGGUGGAUAGUAAAUAGAUACUUGGCUGUUGGAGGGGGUUGGGGACUUUGUAGGCAUGUAAACAUGCACUUGGAGUGACAUAGCAGGUUUAACUAUAGUACAUCUAUCUAAGACUCUGGACAGCUGAAGCCCUGGGUUUGGAAAUGCUUACUCAUACAAGACUACAAAGCUCGGUUUGAAUAGGCUACUCCAGUCUUACUUAAAACUGAUUCCUUAUCUAAACUGGGCAACUAGUAAGAGUAAUCAGAUUGCUGUCUAGAAACACUUGUUUUCUUUACCUUCAGUGUUUUCUAAUGUCCUGGCUACCUCACACCCUGUGGUAAAAUGGAAAAACCACUGUCAUGAGCUCAAGUUCCAUGUGAAAACCUUUUAAGACAUACUGCGAUUAAGUUGGCAGAACUCUGGCUGACCUCUUGGAGGAUGGUGUAAAAGUGUUGUCUCUAUUUAGACUGUUUUGGAAAGACUUCAUAGCUUCCUGUUUUUCCCUCUGUCUGGCUUGUCUCAUUGCUUUCCACUCAAGGCCUAUUUCUAUGUUAGUAGCAGUUUUAUGCUAUUUUCACCUUCCCCCUUGCCAUUUGACUGGCUAGUAACUAAUGGGAUCUACUUUUCCUCCUGUCUUUCUGGCUGCUCUCCUUUUAUACCUGAGUUUUGAAGCGGGUUGAUCGUGCCCUUUUUGUUACUGGAAAGAGUGUAACUCUAUGCCUCUUGAGUGCGCAGUUCUCUGAGAAUAGCUGUCUGGCCUCCAAACCAUGUCAUAAGUUCUCUUGUGUGUUCCUGGCAAGGGAAGUAGACCUUCUUCAGUGAAGAUCAUGAGAUUCUUUAUUUUGGAUUAUUUUGUCUCUACUUAAAAUUCAGACUUUGCUGUUAGUGAUUGUGUUUUUGUUUGGAGCAGAGGAGAAGCUUCCAUACUGGAUUCGAAGGCUCUCCCUUGCCCACCGCGUCUAAAUUGUUCCAAUACCCUCCUAUUUAGGAGUUUUUUCCAGUUUGGCACAAAUUCUUCUGUGUAAUAAUUUGAACAUUUUUAGCCUGUUCCAAUUCCAACAUUUUUCUAGUAACUUUGUUCUUUCUCUGCUCUAAUGAUCUAGUCCUGCAAUGACUUUCUAAUACAGCUCUUCUUCCUGAAGAUCCCGUGUUCUCCAUGUGAGUGGAGAAUUCCUUGCUUAUGUUAGUUAGGCUUACUGGUGCUACUUCCUCAUUGGCCAUACUUUUAUUUAAUCUUCCUGCUCUCUGAAUUUUGGCUAGCUGGCUGUCUUCUUUUAUUGCAUCUCUGAACUUCUCUAGUCUUGCUGCUGUGCUUGUGUGAGUGCACCUUCUCUCCCACUUGGCACAAGUUUGUCAUUUGGUACCUUUGCUGCAUCUUUAGGCAUGGUGUCUUUGCUCUUAUGGCUUUAGUUACUAUUCUAGUGCUUGCUGUUUUCUUUUUGCUGCGCUCUGGCUCUGGACUUGCACUUAAAUCUGUUUUCUUGCAUGAGUUGAAGUUUCUUAAAGCUGUCUCACCCAGAAUCUUUCUUUCAGAUGUGAGUGUAAGAAUAGCCAUACUCCUAGUGGGUUUUUACAUUUUCAUUUUUUUCCUGCUAAUGUUUUCUGGGGGAAUUUCUGCUCAUUUCCUUCUCUUAAAGGAUGGUUGACAUGUGGCAGUUUGAGGUAUCUGCUAUACUGUGUCUAAAGAAAUAGGACUUGAAUUCAGAAAGUUAGAGGAAGAGAUGUAUUCCCUGCUGGAGCUAUUUCACAAUGCAAAAAUAUGGGAUUGCAGGGUGAGCUUAAGGCAUGCGUAAUGCAAGAGCAAUUCUCUAGUAUUAGACUUUCUGAUCAUCAGUGGACAUACAAGGUAAGCUACUUCCAGGCUUUAUGGCAAGCCUGAUCUUUUAUGAUGAAGUGGCAGCAGUGUAAGCAGUGACGUUAAGAUUGCAUUCAGGUAACAGUUAUCUGUUGUGAGGGAUGUUGCUUAUUCAGUUGUGUAUUGCACGUGCUUUAUUAAACUUCCUUCCCCACAUUUGUUCUAAAAAUAAUUCAAUAAUAUAAUUCAAUCCAUUAGUGAA